Molecule: messenger RNA, 1300 nt
Organism: Anastrepha ludens (Mexican fruit fly)
Lineage: Eukaryota; Metazoa; Arthropoda; Insecta; Diptera; Tephritidae
Exons: 4
Coding region: 175-807 (210 amino acids)
Biological process (GO): dUDP biosynthetic process; dTDP biosynthetic process; dTTP biosynthetic process
Cellular component (GO): cytoplasm; cytosol; nucleus
Molecular function (GO): dTMP kinase activity; ATP binding
Source: RefSeq, a predicted model, not a curated record
UCGCCUUAUAUGUUACCGGUAGUUUAAUUAACCCUAGCGUUUUUAGCACGUUUGUUUGCAAGCUAUAUAAAAGUUGAAUAAAAUUAGCGUAUUUCCAUAUCUCCAAUUUAUCUUAAGGUGGUUUUUAACUACUUGUAAACAUUUGAAUAAUCAAUUUGUCAAUUAACCAAAAACAUGGCAACAGUAAAGCGUGGUGCUUUCAUUGUUUUGGAAGGCUGUGACCGCAGUGGGAAAUCGUCACAAAGUCGCUUGCUAUUUGAAUUUCUACGUAGUCGCGGCAUACCAGCAAAACAUAUGAUUUUCCCAAAUCGCUCGUCAGAAAUUGGUGGAACAAUAAACUCCUAUUUGAAAAAUGCUAAAGAACUUAAUGAUCAAGUAAUACAUUUACUGUUCACUGCCAACCGUUGGGAAUUCAAAAAAGAAAUUGAGGAAUUACUUAGUUUAGGUACCACCUUGGUGGUUGACAGGUAUUCGUAUUCUGGUGUGGCAUACAGCGUGGCCAAAGGUUUGGAUUUCGAUUGGUGCAUGGCGCCAGAAAUAGGACUCAUACGGCCAGAUGCUGUGUUUUAUCUAAAAGCGCCAAUUGAGAUACUAAUGCAGCGAGGCGAUUUUGGCAAAGAAAGGUAUGAGAAAAAGGACUUUCAGUUAAAGGUAGCCAGUGUAUUCGAUCGUAUUUGUGAAGACCAAAAACAUUUCUGGCAUUCAAUCGACGCUACUCAAACGCAAGAAACAGUAUUAGAAACUUUGAGCACAAAAGUGUUGGAAGUUAUAGAGCUAGCAAAAGACGAACCGUUGAAAGUGCUUUAACCGGUCGCACAUAGGCAAGUAAUAGAAAAUCUUCGCAUGAUAAUGACGAAACGUCUAACAAGCAUAAUAUUUCGCUUUCUCGAAUUACAUUAAGACCCACAUCGAUGAAAGUAAGAACAGCAAAACAGCUAAAGCGUAAACACACCACAUAUUAACAUAAACACAUCUCAAGGGAGUUUGCCUUAUUUUUAAGAAAAUAGAUUUUAAAAUUUUAUCGAAUGUAAUAAUUUUGUAAAGCGUAAGGUAUAUUCAUAAUAAGUCUUAACUUAUCCCAGUUUUUUAUAAGAUUUAUUCACAUUAGAGUAUUGUUGUUGUUGUAGCAGUUUAAACAUUCCCCAUACUUACAUACGGGGAAUGCUGCUGGAGUCCUUGGCCGGAUAUAAAUCCGGGUCGUUUCGGUAACGUAGAACAGACUGUCAUGGAAACGUAUAGUUAGAAACUGUUUUCGUUACUUAAGCUAAUUGACUUAAUAUAAAUGGUAUAUUUUUAUUCA